Fusarium musae is the source of this 225-nucleotide messenger RNA. RefSeq lists its product as uncharacterized. Bases 1 to 225 code for a protein of 74 amino acids. The record is from RefSeq and is a predicted model, not a curated record. The transcript is spliced from 3 exons. NCBI's taxonomy places the organism in Eukaryota, Fungi, Ascomycota, Sordariomycetes, Hypocreales, Nectriaceae.
AUGCAGAUUCCGUGGACGGGCGAUGAUGCGUAUACAAAGAACAUUCGAGUGCAGAUGGGUCGCUGCCCAGUUCGCAGCGUCUUUGACGAAGCCCUCAAGUUGCUGGAGCAGAAGCAAGACCAGAUUGGCUUCCUGUUCGACCACAUCAUGCCGCUCGCAAAGGCUCCUGAAGGAUACGCUCUUUUCGAGCAGCGUAAGACGCAGAAAGUAGUGUUCACAUUGUAA